Molecule: messenger RNA, 1620 nt
Organism: Helicoverpa armigera (cotton bollworm)
Lineage: Eukaryota; Metazoa; Arthropoda; Insecta; Lepidoptera; Noctuidae
Exons: 1
Coding region: 1-1620 (539 amino acids)
Biological process (GO): DNA replication, removal of RNA primer
Molecular function (GO): nucleic acid binding; RNA-DNA hybrid ribonuclease activity
Source: RefSeq, a predicted model, not a curated record
AUGCAACUGCCAGCGGGAUGCCACAUGCAGGCCUUUGCGGAUGAUGUUCUCCUCGUAGUCACCGCUGACAACACUGAAGAACUCCAGGUGGUGUCAAACACCGUCCUGACAAAAAUUAGAAACUGGGGAACAAACGUUAAACUUAGUUUUGGACCAGCUAAAACACAAAUUAUUGCUUUCACGCCGAAGGCCAAGUCUGUGCAGCUCCACAUGGACGGCACAGACUUGGCAUUCGUGCCUGAAAUUAAAUUGCUGGGCAUCAUCAUUGAUGAAAAGCUCUUAUUCAAAAGACACCUAAAAUACGUGCUAGGUAAGGCCUCGCGCAUUUACAACAAACUGUGCAUCUACGCGAGGCCAACCUGGGGCACACACCCCGAAAACACACGCACCAUAUACCUGCAUGUCAUCGAGCCGAUCGUCACCUACGCUGCGGGAAUAUGGGGUCAAGUGGCAAGGCAGAAGAGCGCACGCAAGGAUCUGGCCAGCCUGCAACGAGGCUUCGCGCUAAAGGCCAUCCGCGCCUUCAGGACAGUGUCCACUAACGCUGCACUGGCGCUGGCGCAGCUCAUUCCACUUGACCUCAGAGUCCUCGAGGUACAUCAAAUCGAGCAAACUCGCCUUACCAACACCACUUCCUUUUUGCCAGAAGAUAUUCUGCUGGAGCGACCCACACCUGUACGCGAACUACUGCACCCAGCUUUGAGAAUCACUAAAUCCCAUCUAAACCACCAAGAAACGGACGAAACGCACCAAAUAUAUACCGACGGCAGCAAGCUGGACAGUGGCGCUGUGGGAGCUGCUUUUGUGUGCUUUGACCCAGGUGGCUCAGAACAACCGACCAUAACCAAAAAACUCAAAUUACACGACUCUUGCACGGUCUUCCAGGCUGAGCUCUUCGCCAUCCUGGAGGCCUGCAAAUGGGCGACUCGCAAAUAUCAAAAGACCGUCAUCUACACAGACUCCCAAUCUUCACUACUAGCAAUAGCAGACAGAAGCAACACACAUCCACUCGUCACACAGAUACACAAAAUUAUACACACGCAUCGCGAAACAAAACAGAUCACAUUAAAAUGGGUCAAGGCACACAGGGGCAAUGUCGGCAACGAGGCUGCCGAUGCCGCGGCAAAACUGGCGACUCAGCUUCACAAAACACCUGACUACAGCUCGUUCCCAAUCUCGUAUGUAAAACAUAAGCUCCGCAUGCAUAGCCUGGACCUUUGGCAGGCACGUUAUUCAUCCAGCGAACAAGGACAGUACACCAAAAAUAUUUUUCCAAAUCUUACCGACAUCAAACAAUUCCGAAAACACACAGAAAUUCACUUCCACACAACACAAAUACUCACCAACCACGGCUUCCAUAAAACGUACCUACGUCGAUUCCACAUCACUCCGGACGACUGCUGUCCUUGCAACACCAAUACACCCCAGACAGUGACGCACCUGCUGACAGAUUGUCCGAGGUUCGCUGCGGGGCGAGUGCGCCAUGAGUCGCUGUGCGCGUACUAUGACAUUGACCCGUAUAGCUUGCCAGAACUACUUAAGAAAGAGGAAGCGCUGGCAAGUUAUACGGAGUUCGUGCGUCACAUAUAUUCGGGUCUUAAAGCCUACAAUGGAACCUAA